This is a messenger RNA of Nelumbo nucifera (sacred lotus), 3546 nucleotides long. RefSeq lists its product as uncharacterized. The record is from RefSeq and is a predicted model, not a curated record. NCBI's taxonomy places the organism in Eukaryota, Viridiplantae, Streptophyta, Magnoliopsida, Proteales, Nelumbonaceae. Gene Ontology annotation, molecular function: calmodulin binding.
AUUCCUAUCUGAUCCCAUGCUCAAAAUUUAACCCAAUUACAUUUUAGAUGAAAAUGAUGGUAAACCAAAUAGGCCAACUACUGUGAAGAAAAAAGCAAGCUUGGAAUCUCUCUGCUUUGUUGUGUCUUCACCACUCUUCCUCUACAAUCUCUAGUUUCAGAAAGCCAUAGCAGCAAGAAGAAGACUACUUUUCUUCAGAGCUUGAAUGAUUCAACCCAGAAGAAAAGAAGGACAUAUCCCAAGCUCCUCAUAGAACCAGAACCUUUCAUGUAAUUCGAAUUCUCUCUUCAUGUUUUACUUUGGAUUUGGACCAAGUCUUGUUAUAUUCUUUCUUUGAAGAUGGUUCAAAGAAAGUCUCCCAGCAAGCUUGGUAUCCAAGCAGCUUCCCAGAAGCAUGAUAAGCCCGAAAAGCGGUCAACGGCUGUUAAGCCAGCUACUACUCAAGCUCAUGACAUGAGAAACAAAGGAGCAUCCGAGCUGAAGAAGAAAAUAAAGAAGUCAAGAUCAUUCAAGCGAUCUGACUUGGAGAGCUUGGGAUCAUCUUCUUCAGUGACACCGGCAAAGCUGCGAAUUCAUAAGCCAGUUAUGGAGACAUCUAGUCCUGGUAUUAGUCCACAGAAUCAGUCCAUGAUCAAGGUCUCCAGCGCGACUCCGAAUUACAUGAAGCCCACAACCAGUUCUGAUGCAAAGAAGGAGCAGCGUUCACAGGUGAGUCACUGUCAAACUAGUCCUCAUAGUAGAAUUUCUAGUGGAAGGAAUACGAGUUGCUCAAAGCACUCUGCUUCUGGUCACAAACCUGCGAGAGCUUUAACAAAACAAUCUAGUUUGAAACCAGUGAGGACUUUAACGAAGACGUCUAGUUUCAAAAUGUCGAGGCCUUCCAUAAAGAAGAGUUCCCGAGUUGCUCUGUGUCCUAGCCUGGAUGUUGGCCGGGCUACCUGUUCAUCCACUCUGAAGGAUUCAAAGUUGCCGGCUUUUCUGAUACUUAAUCCAGGCGGAACAGAAGCACAAGGAACUUCAGUUCCGAGGGUCUGCCCAUAUAAUUACUGCUCCCUCAAUGGCCAUCAUCACGCUCCUGUGCCUCCCCUGAAGCGUUUCUUGUCGAUGAGAAGACGUCUGCUUAAAACCCAGAAGAGCAAGAGAUUGAGAAGUCUAUCCCCACUGAGAAAAAAAUCUUCUCGGGGCGGAAAGAAGGGAAGUGAUACGGGUCAGCUGGACUACAACAGGGAUCCUACAAUUCAAGACGCGAUGUUGGCAAGCUCAGAAAUAUCUCCUCUGAUGGAUGAAUCGGACACGGAUUUUUUUGUAGAAAUUUAUGCUAAACCAAGAGAUGAAACUGCAGAAUCAAUUGGAAGAAGCAUUCUCAAUGGAGAUGAGGAAGCAAUAAUUGAUUUUUCUUUGAACCCUGAAGAUCUUGACGAUGUUAGUAUGUUGUCAGAUAGAGAUGAGGCAGAAGCAGAGAAUUAUGAUGGAAAAGUUGAUGAGAGCUUCACUGAUGAUUCACCGCACUCAGAAAUAAGCUUUGAAGUCGAUCUCAGCCACAAUGGAGAUGUUCUCAUGGGAGAAAUGGACACUCCAAUGGCAUCUCCUGGACAUGAUCAGUUUUUAGAAACUGAGGUUGAUGACUACCAGCUUCCCCUGGUGCAAUCCCAAACAGGUAUGGGAUAUUGCUGCAUUGAGACCAAAUUGGAAUUUGAAAUCCCUGCAGAGACAGAACUCAUUGAGUGUGUUUCUGAAGUUACAGAUAUGGAUUGCGGGGAAGUACAAGCUGCAAUACCACAUAUUGAUUUUCACCAGGAAAUUCCAAAGGUGGGAGAACUGCAGGAGUUCUGUAAAGAAAAUGAAAGCUACCUCAAUGAACUUGGAGACAGUGGUUCUGAAUUGAAUGGCGGAGAUCAAAAUUUGGAGGGUGAUGCAUCCAGUGAUGUAAGCGCUGAAGGGUCUGAUGGUUUUGAAGGUUUAAAUCGGGAGGCUGGAGUUGAGGAAUCUACAAUAGUUAAUGGAGAAAAAGGAGAAGAUACGCAGCCAGAUAUCUUCAUCAGCAUCAUGGAAUCUGCAACUUCUGAAGUCUCAUUGGUGGAACCAAUAGGAUCCUGUGAAGAAAAGAAUGGAGAAUAUGAAUCAGGUGACAACUUCCUCAAACAAUAUUCUCUACCCAAAGAUGGUGAACCCAUGUGCACCACUAAUGUUGAAUGUGAAGCUGUAGAGGAGAUAGAUGAAAACAGUUCUGAAGAUGCAGGGAACGCUCUUGACUUUGAAACAUCUGAGUCAAUUGAUCUAGAGGAUGUGGCAAAAAGCAGUCUUCCUCUAGACGACGCAGUUGUGGGUGCUGAUGUCCAAGGCGUAGCAGGAGGAAAAGUAGAAGAUGCCAAUAAUCUUGAGACGGUUAAGGAAGAUUGCAAUGAAAACCACCAAAUACAAACAGAGAUUGAUGCUUACAAGCUUGAUGUUACUACUGAAGAUGAGAAACUCCUCCCACUAGAGACUCAAGACCACUCAUCUGAUGACCAAUCAUACAUGAGUGAUGUACUUGAGGAACAAAAGCUCUCAGAAAAGGUUCAGGGAGUUGGAGGUAAAUUUGGUAUCACAAGUUCCAGAGAUUCUGAGGAAGACAAUGAUUCAAAGAGGAACAAACACAGUUCCACUGAAGAAAGUGAAGAAGACAAGGUAAUUCAAGUAAGAAAUGGUAUGGAAUUGGAUGAAACAAAGACAUUCCCCAUGGAAAAUAAUAAUGUAAGCCUAGAAGAAGAUAAACUAAUCAUCAAUUCAGAAAGCAGCUUCAACCAACAACUGCCCAAGGCCUGCAGAAAUCUAAGAGGAACAGUCAGACGCAAGAGGCCUACUGAGGACGAGGAGGAACCCAGGAAGUUCAACCCACGGGGCCCAAAUUUCCUUCCUUUGGAGCCUGACCCUGAAGCAGAAAAGGUUGAUCUCAGGCAUCAAAUGAUGGAUGAAAGGAAAAGUGCAGAGGAAUGGAUGGUUGACUAUGCUCUUCAACAGGCAGUGAAAAAACUUGCUCCAUCUCGCAGCAAGAGGAGAGUGGCAGUGCUGGUUCAAGCUUUUGAAGCAGUAACUCCAGUACCAAUUCAAGCUUGUAGCUAAUGGUGGGCAUCUAGUUGAGGGCCAGAAUGCUGUUCAAUCCCAGAAGAUUUACUAUGAAUUAGUGAAGUGGUAUAAACAACUAUAGUUCAGCAUGAAUAAGGUACAGGUUCAAUAAAACAACCGACUUGUUCAACAUUGCUUGGGAGUUCAGGAGGAGAAACAAUACAGUAGAAGUUAUGGUGUGGACAUUGAACUCUGUACAUACAAUAGUAUAAUUUCUAUUAACAAUCUAAAGCUAUGUAUUAAUUAAGUUGUGAUGUUUUAUAGUAUAAUGAAUAAGGUCACUAUAUGUACUCUGUAGUAAGAGUAUUGAGUGUGUUGUUUAGCAUCUUCAAGGGGAUAGUAUCAACCUCAGUUGUUAAGGGUGAUUCACCUUCAAGCAAUUGCCAAUUUAUAAUGUACUUGUUUGUUUUAUAGUAAGUACCCACUUCUGUCCAGUAUCCA